AUGUCUCUCAAUGGAUUAGAUGAUCCCGCUAUCAUUGAGUCGUACCAGACUGCGUUGACGGAGGCUGGAGGCUGGUUUCUUCUCAAAUAUGUCUCCAGAGACGUGGUCGCGCUCCUGGCCAGAGGCACCGGCGGAGUGGCUGAAAUUCGGAUCACCAUCGAUAGCUACGAAGAAAAGUCGCCGCUCUACGGGUUCCUACAGUAUCGACGGAGGAAGAUCAUUCUAAGAUACGUGCCGGAGGGGAUUUCGAGGAUAUUGCAAGGUAUAACACAGGAUCGAAACGCCGCUCUUGCGUUUCUCAAUCUUGACAGCCGUUUUUGGAGGCUUACGCUGACGAUUCGACCUCUAGCCCGAAUCUCCGUUCAGUUCCAGUCGAUAUUGGAUAAAUUCUCACCCCACGACACAGUAUUCGCCCUUGCCGUUUCCUCUGACCUUACCGAAAAUGCCCUCUCCUCCGCAUGCUUGCUCCAUGCCGCCUCCCGUUCCAUGACCUCGUCCUCCAGUUCAUUGCGACGCUGUAAGUUGGGGGGGAUCACAGAAGAUGCCGAAGUGGAGGAGAGCGCGUCGAUAGCUGGCAUAUCGAUUGCUGCGAGCAGUGUGAGCGUUAAUGACCGAAGAGCAAGUGUUUAUAGCCGGACCUCUGAGGCCACAGCCGUGCCAGACGGUUACAGGCCAGGAGAACCAAAGCCUUUAACACCCGACGCCGCCCCAAUUCGUUCGAGAGCGUUCUCGAACAGAUCGGACAAGCCUCUGCCGUCGAUUCCACAGGAAUACACAAACAGCCACACCAAUGGUGUUGCUCAAUAUCACCUAUUGGACCAACUCUCCCAACCCCGAGACUCAAUUCAAUCUUCAAGGCCAUCAACCAGGGACUUGGAUCAACCGAGCUUGCGCCCACCAAAAAUAAAACUGGGCCCCCGACCCGUAGAUGUCAAUGGUCGCCCGCGCACCGCCGGCUCAAUGGGAAGGUCGCGCCAGACACGUCCCGUGGCCGCACUCCCUGCUGGCGUACGGCUAACCACGAGGAAAAAUCAUGCCCCGCGACCCAAGUCUCAGCCCGUUAUUCUCCCUCCCAGUAUUCCUUCCGACGCUCCACCGGUUCCUGCACUCUUACCUCCACCUCCUUCGAUCACCUCGCUUUCGAGAAACCCGCCAGCGUCUCCUAGGUCCAUCAAAAGCUAUGCUUCUUCUAUCGGGGUGUCUCCGGAAAAGCAGCGGUUGAUGAAAGCUUUAGAAAUGCGGAAGAGGCAGAUGGAGAAGCAGGCGCAGGAAGUUGAAAGGCAUAAACGAGAACAAAAGGAAGAAAACGAAGCAAAGGAGGAAGAAGAAAUUAAGAUAACGGUCGCCGAAGUGGAAAAGGACAGUUCGCGGGAGAGUUCAGCAGAUCCAGAUGUCGAAUCAGGCACUCGUGAAGCGGUCGAUGAGAGUCUACCAACAUCACAAUCAGUAGAACUUGAGCCGGCCCAGAUCCCGAACGAACCUCCCGAAGAUAUCAAGAACGAAGUUAAAGCGCCAUUGGCUGAUCCAUCCAAACUCGAUUCGGCAGUCGAUCUUUCUAUCACCGAACAAUCCUCUCAGAAAGAUAUUUCCCUACCGUGUGUGAUACCUGAUCGUGUUGAGGAAGCUCCGUCCCCUACCCCAUCCUCAAUGGUUGACGCCCCCGAGACAGACGUGGCGGGACCGUCCGAAAUUGCUCAAGAUGAUAACUCGCCGGUCAAUCUCGAACGAGUUGACAAGGAGCAUGUUCCGAAAGAAAACAAAAGCCCCCAGACUUCGUCAGCCACGCCUUCGAAUUCCGACCAACAAACCGAGGUUCAUCCAUGUGAAAUCGAGAUACCAUCAGACUUACAAUGUCCUGAUACUCCCACACCACGCGCCAUCCCUGCAGAAUUCCCCCAGACUGUAGGAUUCGUGCCCGACAGGGCGCUAGUCCAGCAUGAAGAGGUUGCGAUUUCAAACGAGACGGCAUCCUUGUCUGACACUGAAGUCUCUGAAAGCCAAGCAGCAGUUGAAAUCCCCACCGCCAAUGACAUUGAUAAAUCGGAUCAAACAUUGGAAGAACCAAGCGACGGAGAGACGAACCGAAAGGAUCGUAAACAGAAACGGCGUGCUAUGCUUGAACCCAUUUUUAUCCCUCAACGCAACGAUGAACUGGACGAAGACCACCUCUUGUCAGACGAUUCUUUCAUGGAAGAGUUGAAAUCAGCCACCCUUGAGGAAGCCAAGCCCGUUGCAGUCCCCAAAACUCCCCUUACCCCGUUUUCAAGUAAUGGAGACAUUUCUUCGUCAGAGAGAUGGAAAGGCUCUCGCGUUGUGUCCAAUCCCAGUGCCGGUGGAAUAGACGUACAAGCCCUGCCUAUCGGCAGAUCCGCAUCGGGACCGUACUUCAAUAGUCAAAACGCAGUUCCCGUGCUCGUGGCUAAGAAGGUUAAUGUUUCUUCUGGCAUUUCGAAGCGCAUCAAAGCACUAGAAAUGUUCUCGAGCCGCGAAUCCGGUGCAAGCCAUGCACCUGUGUUACCUUCGCCAGCCACCGUAUCAUCUCCAUUCGAUAAAUUCCGCAAACGAGCCUCAAUGACCCCGACAAAUAUGCUCACACCCGCUGCCACACCAAAGGGGAAUAAAUCUCCUUUGGCACCGGAAGGCUCCAAUCCGCUUCCCAGCCGCCACGAGUCCCUUUCUCCCACGAGCUCUAUGAAAGGCAAGCCUAACUCGGUUUGCGUGACUGCCCGGAUCGUUCGCGAUCCGUCUAUACCUCCUCCAGACCCUUCUGCAGAUCCCUCAGAGCCCAGCGUUCUAAACCUGCAGCGCAGUCAGCUCAUUGUCGAACACGAUGGAGAUACUGAGCCGAAGCAGCCAAUUCCGCCUACAUCCCCACCCGCGAAGCAAGAAAAGAAGCGCUGGUCUAUCUCCUCAAUCAGCUCGAAGCAUGUGCAGGACCCAAUCCCGCUCCGGCGAUCCGACUCAAUUACAAGCAAACUUUCCGUUUCCUCACGCUCUAAACCUGAUGGGACACUUCCCUCCUCAUCCAUCGAUGCCCACCUCCAUCUCGACAGUGUUGACGAAGUCCUAGAGGAAAAGAAAGAAUCCAGAAAAUCGCGCCUAAUGCGUCGUGUGUCAACAAUUACGUCAAGCUCACGCCGGGGUCUCAUCAAUGCUUUAAGUCCAACGCUGAAGGAAGAAGAUCCACCAACUCCACCGCCAAAAGAAGAAAGAGAACCUACUCCGGAGCCACCGCAAGUCGUUGACAUCGGCGAAGUUAACGUCCAAUUUCCCGACACUCUACUCUGGAAACGCCGCUUCAUGCGGAUUGAUGACCAUGGGUACCUCAUCUUGACACCGGGAACUAUCGACGGGACUGCGCGCAAUACGGUGAAACGUUAUCACCUUUCUGAAUUUCGACCGCCCACUCUACCAGACCAAGAUAGACAGGAGUUGCCCAAUAGCAUUGUGCUAGAUUUUAGCAACGGGAGCACGCUGCAAUGCGCUUGCGAGUCGAGGAAUGGGCAGAGGGCAAUUCUUCAAACACUUCUCGAUGCGCAUAACACGUACCGACAUCGAUAA
Messenger RNA from Uncinocarpus reesii 1704, 3561 nucleotides. RefSeq lists its product as uncharacterized. The transcript has 3 exons. Bases 1 to 3561 code for a protein of 1186 amino acids. The record is from RefSeq and is a predicted model, not a curated record. NCBI's taxonomy places the organism in Eukaryota, Fungi, Ascomycota, Eurotiomycetes, Onygenales, Onygenaceae.